UCGAAGCAGGUUUCAUAAUAUAACCAACAUGGCCGGCAGUAAGUUGGUGUUAGAAGGAAGAAUAAGUGUAAAAUGCUUCCUUUUAGGACUUAGUGUCGUCGUAAUCGCAUUAAUCAGGUCUUGGUUUGGACAUGUUGACUGGGUUUUUGAUUAUCUGACGGAAACCCCAGGGAAAAUUGCGAUUUGUGUGCACAUUGCGGCGGUGAACGGCCUCUUGCUGGUUUUUUACUCCGGAUCUGUAUACAAGGUUGCUGUGAGAGCCUGUUUUCUGGGGGUUACUUUUGGCUGUGGCUUAAUUAUAAGCAGCUCUCAAUCUGCUUGGACACAUUUUGGCUGGUACAUGUGCUCCUUGUCUUUCUUCCACUACUCUGAGUACCUGGUGACAGCGGUCAUUAACCCUCGCAGCCUGUCUCUGGACUCCUUCCUGCUCAACCACAGCCUGGAAUACACUCUGGCUGCCAUCUCCUCCUGGCUGGAGUUCACCAUCGAGAAACUGAUGUUUCCAGAGCUGAAACAGCUCAACUGGAUCAGUUUUGUGGGUCUGCUGAUGGUGCUGUGCGGUGAGGGUCUACGAAAGGCUGCCAUGUUGACCGCUGGCUCCAACUUCAAUCACAUUGUCCAGAAUGAGAAGGCGCGGAGCCAUGUGCUGGUCACGAGUGGAGUCUACGCUUACUUCAGACACCCCUCAUACGUGGGCUGGUUCUACUGGAGCAUAGGAACACAGGUGAUGCUCUUUAACCCGGUGUGUAUAGUAGGCUACACAAUAGCCAGCUGGCGCUUCUUCCGGGAGCGGAUUGAGGAGGAGGAGCUAUCUCUCAUCCAUUUCUUUGCGGAUGACUACGUGGAAUACAAAAAGAAGGUUCCUGCUGGGCUGCCCUUUAUUUCAGGUAUCCGUGUCAACUAAGCUCACCAGCCAAAUACAGCUUGUGACAGACUUAGAGCCCAGAGGUAGUCAGACUGCGUUAGCCCUGUGAAGGGAAACCCUGCAGCGGCCUGAAUACUGCGGCUCAUUGCCAGAGACCACGUGAACUGGGACAGCGACAGGCAGCUGUGCUGCUCUUCUGGAUUUGUCCAGUUACAAAGACAAGACAACCUCUCCUGUCUCACCUUAUUCCAGUAAAAGUGAUUGCAAAUGUCCUGGUUUGAUUUGUCUGCAUGCUUCAGGUGUUUCCACUUAUCACUUAUCAAAAUUGGCAUAAAUUAUUAUUAAUCACUAUUUUUGCUCCACUUAGCUGGCAGUACAUCAAUUCAGUCACAGUGGAUAUAAAACACCCACUGUGAUUGAAAAUGAAAACCAGUCAGUCACUUUUCCUGUCUCUUCUAGUGAAUGAGACCAAGGGGUGAUGGGGUCCCAGCUGUGCUUGACAGCAUUGUAAAUGGUGCCACUAGAACAGCCUCUGUUGGAUAAACUGUAAUCACACAAUUUCAGACUGCUUUUUCUUCAUUAUUUAUUUAUAUAAAAUAAAAGUUUUCAUUUCUGCAAGAGUAACUCAGAUACUGAUAUGUUCAUGAAAGGCUCAUAUCGGCCAGUAUAUCAGCCGCACUGUAGCAAUCAUCAAAAGGAAAUAUUAAUGGCAAUGUUUCCGAUGUUUCAUUGUCAUUGCUGAAAUGGUGAUCAGUGGUAACGCUGAAACACUGACUUGGCAGUGAGAUGGGGUUUAUUGUAGUGCUGUGAGUCUUUUGUCUGGAUGUUUGCCCCAAAGUCUUUUGCAGACAGAAUUGCUGAUGGGUUCUUUGGACUAAAACAGAACCACUCUCAUCAAAGGGUGUUGAAACGCAGAGCGAGGUUCACCUGUUGUUCAGAAAAACUGCCCUUGUUAUUUCAACCUAACUAAAGUUAUUUCAACUUAAGUAGAGGUGUGUUGUGGCAUUAACUCAGUUGAAACUUGAAAUAACUUAAACUCUGUACAAAUUGUUACAUCAGUUGUUCUCACUGAGACAACAGUUCCUUUUUUAGAGUGUGCAGCUCACAAACACGAGGUAAUCCACUGGUUCACAGACUCUGGUCUUUGUGUAUCCGUGUUUGGAAUGGUUUGCCGUUUUCCUGCUUUUCUCACUGCUGUCCCCGGUGUCCACUCCUGAAAUACACCUGGUGAUUAGUAUGUAAGUGCAGCACGGAAAACUGGAAACCAUUGGAGGAAGCAUCCAAAAUAUGAAGAACCACUGAUUGAAUCUGCAGACGUCUCCUCCAAAACUUGCACAUGUUGGGAAUAUCCAGUGCAAAUUAAUGCAUAUUUUUCAAUAUAAAAUU
Messenger RNA from Thalassophryne amazonica, 2251 nucleotides. It is a transcript of the gene icmt, whose product is annotated as isoprenylcysteine carboxyl methyltransferase. Lineage: Eukaryota; Metazoa; Chordata; Actinopteri; Batrachoidiformes; Batrachoididae. Gene Ontology annotation, molecular function: protein C-terminal S-isoprenylcysteine carboxyl O-methyltransferase activity. Bases 29 to 904 code for a protein of 291 amino acids. The transcript is spliced from 5 exons. Gene Ontology annotation, cellular component: endoplasmic reticulum; membrane. Gene Ontology annotation, biological process: C-terminal protein methylation. The record is from RefSeq and is a predicted model, not a curated record.